AUGACAACGAUGUUCGUCCAACUGCGUCGUGUGGUGUACCUGUUGGUGCUUUUGCAAUGUUGUGUGUGUGCGGCAUAUGGGAAAAGUGGAACCAAAGUUGAGGGGGCGGAGCCAAGCCAGGAGGAAGGAAACGAGACUGAGGUAGCAACGUUAGACGCAGUGAAAGCAAGAAGGACGGUGGUGGACAUUCCAACGUACACAACAGAGGAAAUCAAUAACGAUAAGUAUCUGAAGGAAAAUAAUAACCGCGAUUUCAGACAAGCAGUGGCGAAGGUUAUGGUGGAUAUUAAAGGUUUGUCGACCCAAUAUUCGAAAGGGGUGGCUUGUUUGAAAGCGUUGGAUAAGGUGGUUGAAGAAAGUGAGAAAACGGUGGAGAAGGCCGAGGAAGCCACCGAAAAAAUAAAAAAGCUUACCCAAAGGAUCGAUAAAAUUACCGAAAAGAGGUUGGUGGAAGACGGUAAGGGAACAGGAAAGGAGAUGAAAGUAAUAUUCCUAAAGGAUGAUAAACAAAAGGAAGAGUUCGAGAAUCUGUUAAAGGAGAUACCGGAGGCACUCGAGAAGGCAAAGGGCAAGGGACCUGACGAACAGAUGGUGGUGGCAAUUGCCCAGGCGAAUCACACAAGGGAAGUAUGUAGGGUUGUGCGUAUUAACGUGGACGAUGUUUUGGGGUCCCUCAACAACAGUUUGAACGGUUUGAUUGCUUUUCCGCAGAACGACUAUGAUAAGUGUGAGAUGGCCGUGAGGGUGAGGGAUGCAGGCAAGGCGGUACACGACACAAUGAAGAACGUCACGGCUCUAAUGAGUAACGUAACCGUUUUUGAGAGAAUUAUUUUGGGCAAAGCAGAAGAUCAGGUGAAAGACUGGAAAAGUGCGAUGGAGAAGUUUGAACUAUUUGCACAAAUGGUCGAGGCGUACAAUAAACUGGAUAAGGAGACGCAAGCCAAAGUGAAGGACGGGGAGGCGCUUGCGAGUAAUAAAGAAUAUGUGGUGGAGAAAGGAGAUGGACUUGAAAAGAUAAAGGAGACUGUCAAGGGACCGAAAGAAGAGAUUGAUAAUCUCACGGACAAAAAUAAUGAAAUCGCGGAAAACAAAAAGACGGUGGCUGUUGGGAAGAUCAACAAAACGAUAUACGAUGAAAUUGACAAGGAGGACAAUCUUUUGGCAGAGGAGAAGGUAAAGAUCCAAAAGGAGAAAGAAGAAGCGGCAAGGAGGGAGAAGGAAGAACGAAGGAGACAGGAGGAAGAACGACAAAAACAAGCGGCAGCUGCAGAAGCAGAGGCGCAAAGAAUAAAGGAAGAACAGGAGAGAAAGAAAAGGGAGGAACAGGCCAAGAAGGAAAGAGACGAACAAGCGAAAAGGGAUGCGGAGGAAGAAGCGAAAAGGGCGGUAGAAGAAAAGGCCCUACGGGAUGCCGAGAAGGCGAAGGCGGCCGCAAAAAAAAAGAGGGAUGGAGCUGUCAGUCCUGCAUUGGUGCACAGUCCAUUGUUGCUUCUUGUGCUGUGUGUAUUGGGUUGCACUUUCGUGUGCUGA
Trypanosoma theileri is the source of this 1530-nucleotide messenger RNA. RefSeq lists its product as uncharacterized. The transcript has a single exon. The record is from RefSeq and is a predicted model, not a curated record. The coding region runs from base 1 to 1530 and encodes 509 amino acids. NCBI's taxonomy places the organism in Eukaryota, Euglenozoa, Kinetoplastea, Trypanosomatida, Trypanosomatidae.